AUGCGGCUGCGGCUCGGGCAGGUGCUGCCGGCGCUGUGCCUCGGCGCCGCCGUCCCCCUGCUGUGGUACGCGCUGUGGCAGGGCAGCCGAGGAAAUGACUUAGAUAUGUAUGAACACCAGUUGCUGGAACUUCAGCAGAGACUGUUGUAUGCUGACAUGGAAAAUAAAAAGAGAUCACAUGAACUGAGCAGUGCCCUAGAUGAAAUCAAAAGUAUAGUUGCAAGAAGAAUGAACAUGACAAAAAAUCACACAGCCGUGUUUUACUAUACAACCAAAAUUGAAAGGUUUAUUGUAGUCAAUGGAACUGUACUCCCUUGGUGUCUUUGAGGUGAAUUAAAGUGGAAAGAGUUAAACCUCCCCAGGAAACUCCCCAUCCAUCUUACAAACAUCUACUACUAUCUCCCUCACCUUCGAGAAUACGAAGAUGCGAUUUUCCCAAAUGUUAUUUUUGGGCAGCAGAGAACUGGAGUGUCCCUGGUGAUGGGUAUUCCUACAGUGAAAAGGGACAAACAGAGUUACCUGAUUGAUACAUUGCAUUCCCUGCUGUACCAACUCUCUGAAGAGCAAAAGAAGGACUGUGUAUUAAUCAUCUUUGUAGCAGAGGUGGAUGCAGAGUAUGUUAAGAGUGUUGCAGAAAGUGUUAAAGCCAGCUUCCCCAGAGAAGUGCAGUCUGGAGUCCUAGAGGUUGUUUCUCCUCCUGCUUCCUAUUACCCAGAUCUUUCCAGCCUGGAGAAAACGCUUGGAGAUUCUGAGGACCGCGUAAGGUGGAGAACUAAACAGAAUUUGGAUUAUAGCUUUUUAAUGCUGUAUGCUCAACCUAAGGGAACAUUUUAUUUACAGCUGGAAGAUGAUAUUAUAGCCAAACCUGAUUUUAUUGAAAGUAUAAAAAGCUUUGCUGCUCAACAGUCCCAGGAUUGGAUGGUUCUUGAGUUCUCUCAGCUUGGAUUUAUUGGAAAAUUGUUUAAAUCAGAAGACUUACCACUCAUAGUGGAAUUUUUUCUCAUGUUUUAUAAGGAUAAGCCUAUAGACUGGCUCAUAGACCACCUGCUCUGGGUUAAAGUGUGCAAUCCAGAAAAGGAUGCUGUAAGUAUAACUACGCACUGUGAAAAGGAAAAGUCAAAGUUACGUAUCCGUGCGAAGCCAUCUCUCUUUCAGCAUAUGGGAACUUUCUCAUCAUUGGCUGGGAAGAUACAGAAUUUGAAAGAUAAAGAUUUUGGAAAAAUUUUGCUACAUAAAGCACAUAAUAAUCCACCUGCAAAAGUGGACACAAGCCUAAAAAUAUACAAGCAAUAUACCUUGGAAAAAGUUUACAAAGGACAAGACUGCUUUUGGGCCUUAGCUCCAGUGGCAGGUGACUACAUCAGGUUCACAUUUUUAAAUCCACUAGGAGUUGAAAAGUACUUGUUCAGAAGUGGAAACAUGGAGCACCCUGGUGAUAAACUGUUUAACACUACUGUGGAAGUGUUGCCAGCUGAUGAAACGCUAAGAAAAGAAUUGAUUCACAAUGGAAGUAAAUUUAACUACCCAGCAACCAAAGAUGGAUAUUUAAAAAUAGGGGCUUUUGAAAAUGGCACAGCAGAAGGCAGCAUCAGUCAGGCAAUAGGAAGAAUAGAGGCCAUUCGUUUAUCAGUCAGCUCUGACUCUCCGGUCUGGGCAAUACUGAGUGAGGUACUUAUCAAGACAUCUGAAAACUGA
Messenger RNA from Camarhynchus parvulus, 1695 nucleotides. It is a transcript of the gene MGAT4D, whose product is annotated as MGAT4 family member D. Gene Ontology annotation, biological process: protein N-linked glycosylation. The record is from RefSeq and is a predicted model, not a curated record. NCBI's taxonomy places the organism in Eukaryota, Metazoa, Chordata, Aves, Passeriformes, Thraupidae. Gene Ontology annotation, cellular component: Golgi stack; endoplasmic reticulum; endoplasmic reticulum-Golgi intermediate compartment. The transcript is spliced from 16 exons. Gene Ontology annotation, molecular function: acetylglucosaminyltransferase activity.